Rotaria socialis is the source of this 2316-nucleotide messenger RNA. NCBI's taxonomy places the organism in Eukaryota, Metazoa, Rotifera, Eurotatoria, Philodinida, Philodinidae. The record is from the annotation of a GenBank genome assembly.
AUGACAACAAGUGACUAUCCGACACGAUCAACAGUUUUACUCGAUACGGUGCAUGAGCAUGAUCACGAACAUGACCAUGAUAUGCAUCAUGAAAUGGAUCUUAAUAAUUAUAUUCAACCCAUGAAUGAAGUCAAUACGACCGUUGGAAUAGAUCAAAUUAAUUUGGAUCGAUCAAUUUCGCCAAAUAAACCCUAUUCCGAUGGAUCAUCGAAACGAAAUCGUUUUCAAGCCGUAUUUUUAUCACGUAGUAAUGCAAAUGAUAAAAAGGCUGCUACAAUCUCAGCUAAUUCAGUUGUUGUACUUUCACAUCCAGCAAAUAAUACAUCUGGUCCAGGUGGUGGAACGAACGGUAAAAGUGAUAUUUGUGAACAUUCAAAUGUUGUUGCAACAUUAUCUCAACAUGCAAGUGCUGUUAUGCCUGUUGCUACAUUAGCUUUACCACCUCCAAAGGCACCAACUACAACUACAAAUUCAGCAUCAACAACAGCAAAACAAUUUCUUAUUGGUCGUGUACGCUCACGUUCAAAAUCUGACCCACAGUCUGUACCUGAUAAAUCACUUUUUUCAAGAUUUUUUCCGAAAAAAACAAAAAAACCCUUAGCUGCACUAUUAACAACAUCGACAAAAGGAAUUGAUACUCGUACAAACAUGGAUAGUUAUAAAAAACAACAAAAUAUAAAUAAUAAUUUAUUAACAGCAAAUUAUCAACGAUCAAAUAAUUAUGAAGAUGACGAUUAUGAACUAGAUGAUCGCACUACAUCUACCGGUUCAUUAUCAGAUAAUGAUCGUCUAAAUAAUAAAGAUGAUAGAAUAACUAGUGCUAGAAGUUCAAACACAAUUCGAGGUGGAAGUAGAACAAGUAGUGGAAGUGGAAAAAAUAUUAGUGCUGGUCCAAAUGCUCUCUCAUUACCGACAUCCGAUUCACAAUAUUAUGCAUCAAUGUCAUCAGCACCAACUGGUUUUUCAAUUUCAUAUCAUAAACGUAUGACAAAAGGUAACGAUAAUCUACGCAUACAAGCAGCACUUGGCCGUCUUCAACAGCAAAAUAAACAAGGGACGACUGGUGAAGGAACAAGCCAAUUAAUGGCACUCUUUCAAGAUCCAAAACGAAGCGGCGCUCAAAGUCCAAAUCAUAUAAGUGGUUCAACUCGUAUUAGUAAAACACUUUCCGGUCAAACCAUAAUUACAAAAAGUAGUUCAUCAGAUCAACCAUCCGUCUAUUGUAUUCGUCCAACAUCGUGUUCGCCAACACAAGAUGUCGAUGAUACAUUUGUAAGCGAUGAUGAAAUUUAUACACAUUUUAUGAAAACUCAUACGUGCUAUGAUAUAAUGCCAAAAAGUUCUAAACUUGUUGUAUUUGAUACACAAUUAGCAGUAAAAAAAGCAUUCUAUGCUCUUGUUCAUAAUGGUGUACGAGCUGCUCCGAUUUGGGAUUCGAAACGACAAAGAUUUACUGCAAUGUUAACAAUUACCGAUUUUAUUCUUAUAUUACAAAAAUAUUAUAAAGAACCGAAUGCAAAAAUUGAAGAACUUGAAGAACAUCGAAUUGAAACAUGGAGAGAAGUUUUACGAGAAUAUGAAAAACCAUUAUUAUCUAUAAAGCCCACCGAUAGUUUAUUUGAAGCAGUUCGUAUUUUAAUAGAAAAUCAUGUACAUCGUUUACCUAUUGUUGAUCCAAUAUCUCAUAAUGUUAUAUUUAUUUUAACACAUAAACGUAUAUUACGAUUCUUCUAUUUAUAUAUCUAUGAUUGGCCACAGCCUUCAUAUGUGUCUAAAACAUUGGAAGAAUUAAAUCUUGGAACAUAUCAUGACAUGCAUAUUAUUGAUGAAAAUACAACAGUAAUCGAAGCACUUAAUCAAUUUGUUAAAUAUCGUAUAUCCGCAUUACCUGUUGUUGACAGUCAAAGAAAGUUAGUGAAUAUUUAUUCAAAAUUUGAUGUCAUUGGUUUAGCAGCUGAUAAAACUUAUACAAAUUUAAAUAUGACAAUAAAAGAAGCGUUAUCUUUCCGUAAAGAGCGUCUUGAAACUGUAGCAAAAUGCUAUAAGAAUGAAACAUUAGCAGCAUGUAUGGAGCGUAUUAUUAAAGCUGAAGUACAUCGUCUCGUUGUUGUCGAUAAUGAUGAACAUGUUAUUGGAGUACUUUCAUUAUCAGAUUUACUUUAUUAUAUUGUUAUGCGUCCAACUAAAACUGAACCGUCAGUAUCUCUCACACCACCACCACCAUCGCUAACAAUAGCAACAACGACACACUUUGUACCAACAAUAAAUGUCUUCAGUGACGAUGAUCCAGUCGUAGAAGAAGAUGAAGAAGAAUAA